Messenger RNA from Lepus europaeus (European hare), 2502 nucleotides. RefSeq names its product solute carrier family 9 member A3 (gene SLC9A3). Gene Ontology annotation, biological process: proton transmembrane transport; regulation of pH; sodium ion transport. Gene Ontology annotation, cellular component: apical plasma membrane; brush border membrane. Gene Ontology annotation, molecular function: sodium:proton antiporter activity. Lineage: Eukaryota; Metazoa; Chordata; Mammalia; Lagomorpha; Leporidae. The record is from RefSeq and is a predicted model, not a curated record. The transcript has 16 exons. Bases 1 to 2502 code for a protein of 833 amino acids.
AUGUCAGGGCGCGGGGGCCGCGGCCCUUGCUGGGGGUUGCUGCUGGCGCUGGCGCUGGCGCUGGGCGUUCUGCCCUGGACGCAGGGCGCCGAGCAGGAGCAUCACGGCGAGGUCCAGGGCUUCCAGAUAGUCACGUUCAAAUGGCACCAUGUCCAGGACCCGUACAUCAUCGCGCUCUGGGUCCUCGUGGCCAGCUUGGCCAAGAUCGUCUUCCACCUGUCCCACAAGGUCACCAGUGUCGUCCCCGAGAGCGCACUGCUCAUCGUGCUGGGCCUGGUGCUGGGCGGCAUCGUCCUGGCCGCCGACCACAUCGCCUCCUUCACGCUCACGCCCACCGUCUUCUUCUUCUACCUGCUGCCGCCCAUCGUGCUGGACGCCGGCUACUUCAUGCCCAACCGGCUCUUCUUCAGCAACCUGGGCAGCAUCCUGCUGUACGCCGUCGUGGGCACCGUGUGGAACGCGGCCACCACCGGGCUGUCGCUCUAUGGAGUCUUCCUCAGCGGCAUCAUGGGAGAACUGCGGAUCGGCCUCCUGGACUUCCUGCUGUUCGGCAGCCUCAUUGCCGCCGUGGACCCUGUGGCCGUGCUGGCCGUGUUCGAGGAGGUCCACGUCAACGAGGUCCUGUUCAUCAUCGUUUUCGGGGAGUCGCUACUAAACGACGCCGUCACGGUGGUGCUGUACAACGUGUUCCAAUCUUUCGUGACACUGGGUGGUGACAAGGUGACAGGCGUGGACUGUGUGAAGGGCAUAGUGUCCUUCUUCGUGGUGAGCCUGGGGGGCACGCUGGUGGGGGUGGUCUUCGCCUUCCUGCUGUCACUGGUGACACGCUUCACCAAGCACGUGCGUGUCAUUGAGCCCGGCUUCGUCUUCAUCAUCUCCUACCUGAGCUACCUGACGUCCGAGAUGCUGUCCCUGUCGUCCAUCCUGGCCAUCACCUUCUGCGGCAUCUGCUGUCAGAAGUACGUGAAAGCCAACAUCUCGGAGCAGUCGGCCACCACGGUGCGCUACACCAUGAAGAUGCUGGCCAGCGGGGCCGAGACCAUCAUCUUCAUGUUCCUGGGCAUCUCGGCCGUGGACCCGCUCAUCUGGACCUGGAACACGGCCUUCGUGCUGCUCACGCUGCUCUUCGUGUCUGUGUUCCGGGCCAUCGGUGUCAUCCUGCAGACCUGGCUGCUGAACCGGUACCGCAUGGUGCAGCUGGAGCUGAUCGACCAGGUGGUCAUGUCCUACGGCGGCCUGCGCGGGGCCGUGGCCUUUGCCCUGGUCGCGCUGCUGGACGAGAGCAAGGUCAAGGAGAAGAACCUGUUCGUCAGCACCACCAUCAUCGUCGUCUUCUUCACCGUCAUCUUCCAGGGCCUGACCAUCAAGCCGCUGGUGCAGUGGCUGAAGGUGAAGCGCAGCGAGCACCGGGAGCCCAAGCUGAACGAGAAGCUGCAUGGCCGGGCUUUCGACCACAUCCUCUCGGCCAUCGAGGACAUAUCCGGGCAGAUCGGGCACAAUUAUCUCAGGGACAAGUGGACCAACUUCGACCGGAGGUUCCUCAGCAAGCUGCUCAUGAGGCAGUCGGCCCAGAAGUCUCGGGACCGGAUUCUGAACGUGUUCCACGAGCUGAACCUAAAGGAUGCCAUCAGCUACGUGACCGAGGGAGAGCGCCGAGGCUCCCUGGCCUUCAUCCGCUCCCCGAGCACUGACAACAUGGUCAACGUGGACUUCAACACUCCGCGCCCGUCCACCGUGGAGGCCUCCGUCUCCUACCUCCUGAGGGAGAGUGCCAGCGCCGUGUGCCUGGACAUGCAGUCGCUGGAGCAGCGGCGGCGCAGCGUGCGCGACGCAGAGGACGUCAUCACGCACCACACGCUGCAGCAGUACCUGUACAAGCCUCGGCAGGAGUACAAACACCUGUACAGCCGGCACGUGCUGAGCCCCAGCGAGGACGAGAAGCAGGACAAGGAGAUCUUCCACCGCACCAUGCGCAAGCGGCUGGAGUCCUUCAAGUCGGCCAAGCUGGGCCUCGGCCAGAGCAAGAAGGCGGCCAAGCUGCACAAGCGGGAGCGGGAGCGGGCGCAGAAGCGGAGAAACAGCAGUGUCCCCAACGGGAAGCUGCCGCUGGACAGCCCUGCCUACGGCCUCACCCUUAAGGAGAGAGAGCUGGAACUUUCAGACCCCGAGGAGGCCCCCGACUACUACGAGGCUGAGAGGAUGAGUGGGGGGAUCGAGUUCCUGGCCAGCGUCACCAAGGACACGACCUCCGACUCCCCUGCAGGAAUUGACAACCCUGUGUUCUCCCCGGACGAGGACCUGGCCCCCAGCCUCCUGGCCAGGGUGCCGCCCUGGCUGUCUCCCGGGGAGGCCGUGGUGCCCUCCCAGAGGGCCCGCGUGCAGAUCCCCUACUCCCCGGGCAACUUCCGCCGCCUGGCGCCCUUCCGGCUCAGCAACAAGUCGGUGGACUCGUUCCUGCUGGCGGAGGACGGCGCUGAACACCCCGAGUCCACACACAUGUAA